AUGUCUGCUGUGAUGGGUUGUCGCUCUGCGCUGAGGCCGAAGCUACUCAUCACGUUUCUCCUCGCAUCUACCAACAUUGUCUGUCUGCACGGGGAUCCUAUCACAGAUGUGAACCACAAUCUGCACUGUGUGAACGAUUACCUGUUCACCAUCAACUGCACGCUGAACAUCCCACCAUCAGAAACCAGCUCAGACAGCAGCAGCUCGUACUGGCUCACUUUUGAAGAAAUACAUGAACUAAAGGAGAAGUUUGUUUGUAAUCUGACAAAAAACAACAAGGAUUACUUCUGCUCCGUUACCAUAGCUGAUCCAAUGCCUGAUGACUAUUAUUCAGACAUCUUCUCGGAUUCAGAUAUUUUUAAUAUCUCACUUUGCCACAACCAAAAUGGAUCUAAAAACUGUGUGGAGCUGGAGGACGAAUAUGAGCCAGAGGAAAACAUUAAACUGAACCCACCGUGCUGCCUCACAGUCAGCCACAACUCAAGCCAAUGCCACUUCACCUGGAGGAGUACCUAUGAACAAUACGAACAUUUCACCGGUCUGACCGACAACAUCAAGUAUCAGCUCUAUUACUACAAAAGAGGAGACAAACAUAACGUGUUAUCACAUGUAAUUAACACCAACAACAUGAGUUAUUCUGUGGCUGAUGAGAACUUUGAGCCGGGGACGGAGUACGCUGCCAGAGUGCGUUCAAGUCCUAAUCAGGCGUAUUACAUGGGACUGUGGAGCGACUGGUCCUCUGAGGUUUACUGCAAGACCGAGUUGACUGAGAACGAUCUCCCACCAAACACAUUUGUUUCUGGACUGGUUAAGGUGCUUAUCUCCUUAUGUGUGAUGGUGCCAUUUGCCUUACUUUUCUGCUACACUCCAGUAAAAAAGUGGAAGCAGAGUGCCUUUAUCCCAACUCCAGAACCAUAUUUCCACACCCUGUACAGUGACUGCCAGGGAGAUUUCAGGAGCUGGGUGAUCACGCAAGAAAACACAGCAGACAUGCUGAAGGCAGAGGAAACGCUGCAAAUCGAUACGCUAACCAAGUGCGCAGUUGUCGAGGAAGAAGAGCAUCAGCUCCAGUGUCGCCGCCAGCUCAUGGAGGGCAACACCUACAGCAACAUCAGUGACCUGGGCUGUGAUGAGUCCCUGCUGGGCAUCCCGUACGCAGUGAUCACCAUGGCUCCGCUGUCAUCUCCGGAGAGCUCACAGCCGGGGAGCCCUACUGAAGGAGACUCAGGGUGCUGGCUGGAGAGGGACACUCCCUGGUACUUUAAUGAAUACUGUACCCUGAGCGCCUUCCAGCAGAGUAGUCCCAUCACAGCAGAGCACCCUGGGAGUCCAACAAAGUUCUGCCCAACAGGGAUCAUCUGAGUGAAGGCCACCAUUGAUGCAUAAGCUAAUAUUUGUGUAGUAAAUAGAGUAAAAUAGUGUGAAGUUGAACUUUAGAUAAUGUUGGAUCUAAAAGUUCAAGUACACACAUAUAUACAGGGAAAGGUUCAAAAACACUUGCUUCAAGCUGAAAAAUAAUAUAAAUUAUUUUAGCCAGUUUUCACAGUAGAUAUGUCCACUUUGCAUGUAGUCAUUUGUAAAAUGUUUUUGCCAGCAUUAUGCAGAUUUCAAAUUGUAACUGUUACCUUUUAAUUGCAUCGAAUGAGUAGUUGUGUAGAACUGUAAAUAGUUUGUAGAAUCAAAAUAAAUUAAUUUAGGCAUUUUUAUGGGUGAAUAGCUGUGCUUUGUCGCUGAAAGCCUUCAAGGUCAAGCUCAACUUUCUUAUAUUUUACUCACUUAAUAAAGAAAAUGUUAAAAUUU
Centropristis striata (black sea bass) is the source of this 1800-nucleotide messenger RNA. RefSeq names its product interleukin-21 receptor. Gene Ontology annotation, cellular component: external side of plasma membrane. Gene Ontology annotation, molecular function: cytokine receptor activity; protein binding. Bases 1 to 1362 code for a protein of 453 amino acids. NCBI's taxonomy places the organism in Eukaryota, Metazoa, Chordata, Actinopteri, Perciformes, Serranidae. The record is from RefSeq and is a predicted model, not a curated record. The transcript has 8 exons. Gene Ontology annotation, biological process: immunoglobulin mediated immune response; cytokine-mediated signaling pathway.